AGCCUUAUCCCCAAAUCGCUUCUUCUCUGUUGAUUCCAUGGUGCAUCAGCCGAGCUCCUCUCCCUGGCCGAUCCAUGGUGCUCGUCUCUAGCUCAUGUCUUGCCGCCGGCCGAGCCCCUCCCCAGCGCCCUUGGAGCCGGCGUCCUCUGCCCUCAUCUCAUUCCCCGACGCCGCCCUCUCCCCUCGGUGCUCUGCUGGUCGGCGUCUUCUCCCUGCCCGACGUUUCUGGCGCCAUGGCCGCCGCGCCUUGGGUCGCCUGCUCCACUGCGCCGAUCCGCCCAUCUCCCUGCUGCCGCUCUCCCAUGGCGCGUCCCUGCAUCUUGCUUCAGCUCGCUCUGCCAUCUCCCUUGGCGCCCUAGCCCCAACGCCGAGCUCCCUACCCGGUCGCGCCCCCGGUGGUUGAACUCGCCGAGCUUCCUUUUCUAUCGCUCGUCCUCGCCCAUUCGGCGCCCUCAUCUCAAGCCAGUCCAGCCUCUCUACUCGCCACUCUCCUCUAUCCCCUUGCUGUUAGAACAUGGCGAGCUAACCCCAUGUGCCAGUAGAGUUCGUCAUUCCCUGAGCAGCACCUCCCUCCAUGGAUGCCACGUUGCCGACUUGUGCAGUUCAUAUUUA
Molecule: messenger RNA, 612 nt
Organism: Zea mays
Lineage: Eukaryota; Viridiplantae; Streptophyta; Magnoliopsida; Poales; Poaceae
Exons: 1
Coding region: 95-403 (102 amino acids)
Source: RefSeq, marked validated